Brassicogethes aeneus is the source of this 1509-nucleotide messenger RNA. NCBI's taxonomy places the organism in Eukaryota, Metazoa, Arthropoda, Insecta, Coleoptera, Nitidulidae. The record is from the annotation of a GenBank genome assembly.
GAAGAAAGAAAAUUCAUCUAUUAUACGGGAAAAUGUCACGUUGGCGUUUGUACAGAUGGCGCUGCAUGCAAACAAUUUGACAAUGGAACAUACACGUGCGUUUGUACCCACGAUUCCAGGCCCCCUAGUAUACAUGGAACUUGCAAUAGGCGAAUAGUUGAUCAAAGACCGGUACCCAUACCUGGUGUGCAACCUCCGAACUCAAUGGUUUCAAGCACUUCAUCGUCUAUAGUUAAUACCACACCCAAUUUGGAUGUAACAUCAGUCGCUGCCAUGUCUUCACCCCUGAUAAUUCUAAUAGGAUUUGUUUCUCUUACCAUGGUCGUAAUGUUCACAUUAUUUUGUGUAAUCAGAAAAAGGCGAAGAAAUGUGACAUCGGCUUCGCCCGUAAAUUUGAAGGAAAGUUUGAUUGUCAUGGAAAGGUACGCGCCGAACCCUCAGUAUUCAGCAUGUGCAGGAGCAGGGGUGCCAGUUUUACGAAAAGAAACCUUAAAGUUCCUAAAUGAAAUUGGAGAAGGAUGUUUUGGAAAAGUAUAUAAAGGAGAGCUUUUAUCCGAUCAAUACGAAAAACCUGACAUCGUAGCCAUUAAAGUCUUAAAAGAAACAGCAUCAAGAGAAGCUGAAGAGGAUUUUCUCCGGGAAGUGGAAAUAAUGAGUGCUUUUAAACAUCCAAACAUUUUAUCUCUGUUGGGAGUUGUUUUAAGAGAGGGUAACGUAAACCCAAUGAUGGUCUUUGAAUUUAUGCCGCAUGGGGAUCUCGCAGAGCUUUUGCGUUUUCAAAAGAAAACAUUAAUUGAAGAGGAUGUUCCCCAGUUAUCUGACAAACAUUUAAUUUCGAUAGCCCUCCAAAUAGCGAGAGGUAUGCGAUAUUUAGCCGCGCAGAGAUUCGUGCACAGGGAUUUGGCUUGCAGAAACUGUCUGGUGGCAGAAGGUCCGACGGUAAAAAUCGCUGACUUUGGAAUGAGUCGUGAUGUAUAUACGUGCGACUACUACAAAAUUGGAGGCUCCAGAUUACUUCCGGUACGCUGGAUGUCACCGGAAAGUGUAGUGUAUGGUAGAUUUACUCUUGAAUCCGAUAUUUGGUCUUAUGGCGUGGUAUUAUGGGAGAUUUACAGCUUCGGUAAACAACCUUACUACGGUCACUCCAACGAGGAAGUUGUGAAACUGAUUUUGGAUGGAAUCAUGCUCAUCCCUCCGGACGAUUGUCCUUCGUUGAUAUGCGAAUUGAUGAAAAACUGCUGGAAGACCGAACCCAGACACAGGAUAACGUUUCCAAACAUCUGCGAUAAACUUGAACUGACAUAUGAAAAGUAUAUCGAACGUGAAAACGAGGACAGCUUCAGAGUGGAGAACGAAGUAAAAAAGUUUAUACCAUUCACGAUAAACAGAAGCCUGCCAAGGCCGCCCAUAAAAAUGUUUAAUCAAGAACAGGAUCUUGAUGCGCAGGGCUAUUUACUACCAAGGGAACUGAUGCAGCCCAUUCACUAUUUAGAAACGCUGCCCGACUGA